This is a messenger RNA of Pseudomassariella vexata, 1869 nucleotides long. Its product is annotated as YT521-B-like domain-containing protein. Gene Ontology annotation, molecular function: mRNA binding; N6-methyladenosine-containing RNA reader activity. Gene Ontology annotation, cellular component: nucleoplasm. The record is from RefSeq and is a predicted model, not a curated record. The transcript has 4 exons. Lineage: Eukaryota; Fungi; Ascomycota; Sordariomycetes; Amphisphaeriales; Pseudomassariaceae. Gene Ontology annotation, biological process: regulation of alternative mRNA splicing, via spliceosome; mRNA splicing, via spliceosome. The coding region runs from base 1 to 1869 and encodes 622 amino acids.
AUGGGAGAUGUACCGCCCACUUCGAGUUCACCAGGCGACUACCCAAGCCAGGAGAAUCUGAUUAACUCAUUUCACGGACCCCCUCCCGGCGACGACACCGUGUCCUUCACCCACCCGGCGAACAACCUGGUCUUUCAGCCUCAGUAUCAGCAACGGCAGUUUGAUUCAGUGCACAAUGCUGUGUACCCGGCACAAUACGAUAUGAAUCAAGCUCAAGGCACUGGCCGCGCUGGGCCCUACAACAUGACCGCCAUGGCAAAUGCGCUUCCCCAACCCGGUUUUCGACCUCCCUUCAACCUUCCGGGGCAACAACAGCGUUAUGUCGGGGACCCUCAGCAAAUGUCGUCAGUGGCCCCGUACACUGGACACAACAAUAUGAACACAAUGGCAGCACAGCAAUACUACAUCCCUCAGCAUCCCACAAUGUUGCAAUAUUACAACAAUCAGGUUCCACACUCCCACCAGCAAGCGAAUCUAUCUCCGACACACAACAUGCAGUUUUACCCGAAUCAAGUCAUGAUGAACCAGGCUCAACAGCAGCAGCAUCUCAGCGGUUAUUAUUACCCUCAACCCAACCAGUAUCCUGGUCAGGGCGCCGCCGUGCAGCGGCAGAUGAUGCCCAAUCAGUUUGGCUCUGCUGAUCUUCGUGGGUCGUCGCCAGCAGCGGCCAACGAGCAAUAUGGAGGAGCCAGCUCGCAUGGGCAGUCGGAAGAAUCCCUGGUUAAUCAAUCUAACAUUGUUCGCGGUCCCCCGCGGAAGCCUCGCCAAAGCGGUCAUGCUAUCUGGAUCGGCAACCUGCCCCCGCAAACCAAUUUGAUGAACUUGGUUCAUCACGUCUGCAAAGAAGCGCCCGGACUUGAGUCGUUGUUUCUCAUAUCAAAGAGCAAUUGUGCUUUUGCAAACUUCAAGGACGAGGAAGCCUGCCAAACCGCCCAACAGAAACUGCACGACUCCAAGUUCCAGUCGGUACGACUAGUAAGCCGACUACGCAAAAACACUGUUGAGGGUGUUGCGGGACAAACGGCGCCCACCGGUCCAGCUGCCAUUUCUCCAAGUGUUCAACAAGCACCACCCGACGUCGUUGCUAGUCCGGUGGCGGCUACACCACCACAGCUACUCUCGCCAUCAUCCGUAGAAAAUCCGACAGAAACUAAAAAUGCGCCAGUUGCAGAUGGGACAGCGCAGAAGGACAAGUUCUUCAUAUUGAAGAGUUUAACUGUCGAGGAUCUGGACUUGAGUGUACGCAGUGGGGUAUGGGCCACGCAGUCUCACAAUGAGGAAUCACUCAACAACGCUUUUAAGAGCGCCGACAAUGUAUAUCUAGUCUUUUCUGCUAACAAAUCGGGGGAGUAUUUUGGCUAUGCACGCAUGACGUCACCUAUAAACAACGAUCCGGCAGCGGCCAUUGAAUUUGCGCCCAAAGCACAGACUACAAGUGACCUGGACCUGCCCAAAGCGAUCCCCACCGAAGCUACCGAGCAUUGCCCGCGCGGCAACGUAAUUGACGAUUCAGCACGGGGCACCAUCUUCUGGGAGAUCGAGCGGGAGGAGGGAGACGUGGUAGAAGAAGAAUCAGAUGAUUCUGGCAGUGCUCAAAGUGGUCAAGAUGGCGAGGCCGGCUCAAAAGCAUGGGGAAAACCAUUUAAACUGGAAUGGCUGUCAACUACCCGACUUCCGUUCUACCGGACCCGAGGGCUACGAAACCCGUGGAAUUCCAACAGAGAGGUCAAAAUCGCUCGAGACGGUACUCAAUUAGAGCCAUCUGUUGGCAGGAGACUGGUUGGAUUGUUUAAUCGAGUCCAGAGUCCGGCACCGAUGGUGGCCGGGUACGCAUCCGGACCCCCGAUGCGGCCGGUCUAUCCCCAGUAA